Messenger RNA from Eurytemora carolleeae, 308 nucleotides. Its product is annotated as SET domain-containing protein 4. The annotation marks the transcript as partial. The transcript has 4 exons. The record is from RefSeq and is a predicted model, not a curated record. NCBI's taxonomy places the organism in Eukaryota, Metazoa, Arthropoda, Copepoda, Calanoida, Temoridae.
ACUGAACUGAGUGCUCUACCAGGCUACAUCUCCUCCCAUGUAUACAACCAGGAGAAUAUAAUUCAACAAUCCUAUCUUCUGCUCAAGGAAUAUUUUACAGAUCUAAACAUUAAUAGAUAUACUUGGGGUUACUCAACUGUAAAUACUAGAGCUGUUUAUCUAGAGAAGGAUCCAAGGGAUUCAGGAAAAGGGGAGAGGGGAGAGAAUGCGCUUGCCCUGGUCCCUUUCCUAGAUCUGCUCAAUCAUUCAGGUAUCAAGCAGUGUUUCGGAUCCGUAUCAUUUUGAUGCGGAUCCGGAUCCGCGGAUCC